AUAUGUGCGCGCACGUCAGAAUCAAACAACACCCCCUUCUUUAAACUCGUUUAUGUGUAAUUGAUAUCUUCCAACGAAGAUAUAAAACGCCUGGAAUUUCAUUGUUUUGGAGCAAUGAAAUGAAAGUUACUCCGGAGUCCUCCGUCAAGGAUGGAUUCUAAAACACCUCCUGACAUCAGAUAAACUUAACAGACAGCUAGCUGAACGCAGCCUAAGAGGAUGCUGCUCCUGUCAAGUACAAAUGGAACAUAAAGUUGUGGAGGAUGGGUGGUGUUGGUGUUAGGAGAAAUGUUAGAAACUAGUUGUAUUAGUUGGAAAGGAUAUAUAGUCAGGAGAACAACUUUUUGCCACAAAAUUGGCUCAUAGAAUUGUAAAAUCAUUUACCUUUUGGUGUUGAGUCAGGGAGUCCAUUUUGACACUAAAUAAAGCAGAUAAAAAUAAUUGGCUGAUGGAGUACAGUGAGAGAGUUCUGUGCGGGAGCGGGGAGGUGGAGCUGGAUCCCAACAUUGUGAGUGAAGAGGCAGGAAAACUGUAUUCAGAACUACAGACAGUUAUUGAGACCCAUGGUGAAAGUGUGGUGGAGUCACUGGUACCCAUAUUUGUGUGGGUACUGGAGGGGCUGGCCAGCUGCAAAGCCCAGCUGAGAGACAGGGAGGAGGAGGCGGAGAGAGAGAAAGCAGAGCGAGAAGAGCUGCUGGAAAGAUACCAAGCUGAGAAAGCACUGAGGAAAGAAAGUCAAGAGAGGUAUCUGGAGCUGGAUGACCAAACUGAACAAGAAAGAAGAGCCAUGAGAGGGAGGGAAAAGGAGCGAGAACGGCGAGAGAGAGACCUAGAGAAGAAAGCGAGAGAGCAAGCUGAUCAAUUGGUGGCCUUGGAGGAGCAGAAGGCGAACCUGAAUAGAGAGCUGAGCACACUGAAGCAUACUUACAACAAGUUGGCUCACACACAUCGGGAUUUGUUGGAGAAGAGAAGGGACUCUGAAAGAGAUUCACCUCUAAGGAAUCACAUACGUCCCAAGAAUUCAGAAUUUCCAUCCAUCCAAGUCUCGUCAGAAUCCAGUGUUAAUGAUAAGCAGACUAUCCAAAGACCACAUUCAAACUCUGGACCUCCGUGUCUGGAAGAUCUACUAGCCAAGGGAGAAAAGGCGAUUGACAUCGCAGUGAAGUCCACCUCAGAUCAGUUUGUCAGUGACAUCAUAAGCUCCACUCCUGAACUGAGACAAUUUCAUGGCUGGGUGGAUGCAAGCUCCCCAGUUAGACCCAACACGGAAGAGCCAACGAAAAAUGAGUUGGAGACCAGCUUGGAGGACGAGAUGAGGGAGGUGGAGGAGGAGAAGGAAGGAGAGAAGGAGUGUAAAAUAGAAGAGCAGAAGGAAGGAGAGAUGAAGGAAAAAGCCGAGGAGGAGGUGGAGGAAGAUGACAGCAUGGAGUGGGAGCUACGCAACACAGAUUCUGUGUUCUCUGAACUGUCAGAGCUGAGUCGGGAUUAUGUGGAGAGUGUAGACCGAGGGGCCAGCGUCAGAGGUAGUGCCGACCAGUUUGAGGAGAUUCUUUCUCAGUAUGAGGAACUGAAAGUCACCAAUGAGUUAGUAGAAGCUGCUCGUAAGGCUUUAUUAUCUCGGGUAGUGGAGCUGACUGAUGACCGUUCGGCUCUCAAACUGGAAGUGACCUCACUUCAGGAAACAGCCUCUCGAUUAGAAGGCCGGAUGAAGGAGAAAGAGGAAGAAAUUAAAAGACUUCGGAAAGAACUGGAGGCGUGCCAAGCUGAGGAUCCUGAUGCCUCUCUACCUACAUCCAUGCGCCACUUCUCUCGUUCUGAAAUGGCUCGUGUGGUCAUGGAGAAGAACCAAUACAAGCAGCGUCUGUUUGAGCUGCAGGAGGCAAUCAGACGUAGUCAGGCACUCAGAGCAACAAAGGAGGAGAGGUUCACAGAGGACAGGAGAUCAAGUGUUUGGAAAAAGUUCAACCGUUUUUUUGGUCUGUCCAAGGAACCAUUAAUCUUGCCUCAGGCUCCUGCAUUUGCUCUUCCAACUUCUCCAUCACUAACUCGCUCUCCUCUGGGGUCUCCACAGUUACAGGCUGUCAGUCAAACUCAGGCAGAAUCUGCUUCUCCUGCUGCUCUCUCACCUCGUGUCAGGAGGAGGGAACUCUACAGAGAAAUUCGCUCACACAUUUGGGGAACACUUGGAAAACGACAGAUACACGGCUGGAGCACACCGCUGGCAAACACACAGGAAUCCCAGGAACCGGUCCCAGAGCCUAAAGAUGUGCCUGUUUUAGUGCAGCUUAGGCUGUUGGAUCAAAGAGACUCCACUGCUAAGCUGAACUGUGCUGUUGCUGUCACACCUGAGAUCUCAGGAGAGGCCACAUGUUCUGUGUGGGUAGUUUCUGGCCCUCCCUCCAGCAGCGAUAUUACAGUGAUUGAUCCAGCACGGUCCAACACAGUACUCGAUCAGUUCAGCCUCCCUCCCACAGCUCCUGCCCUCUGCAUCUGUGCUGUGCCUCCCAUAGGUGACGCCACAGGAACUGUGUGGAUUGGAACUCAGGAAGGAAGUAUCCUGGUACACUCGGCCUCUGCUGGCAGGAGGCGCUGUCUUCAGUCUGUUUCCCUCUCAGAGGGCAUUCAUUCGCUCACGUAUUCCCAGGGUCAAGUGAUAGCCGGUUUAGCUGACGGGACUUUAGCCUUUUUCUUACACAGUUCAGGUGACUGGAAUCUGCAGUCACACACGGUGAUGCCGCUUGGAUCGAACCCUUUGCAGCCUAUUCGUUGCUGCCUUGCAAAGGGUGGCCGCUUGUGGGUGGGAUAUUGGAACAAGGUCCAUGUGGUUGACAUUGACAGUAAGAGAGUUGAGCAAGUAUUCUCAGUCUCUGAGCGCAGUGAGCAGCAGGUUCGUUUCCUUUGUGCUGGUGGAAGUGGUGUUUGGACGUCCUGCCGACUUGACCCAAUCCUCAGGUUGUUUGACUGGUCAACUGGACGGCCGCUGCAGGAAGUUGAUUUUACUGCUUUGGUCACUAAAACAUUGGGUCAGUCCUUCCUGACACUCUCACCUCUUCAGAUCUCCUCUCUCAUUGUCAUCUCUGGCCGUCUGUGGGUGGGCACAGGAGGUGGUGCCGUCUUCUCCAUCCCAUUAUCUAUAACAUCAGAAGCGGUUUCUAUCCCAUAUUGCUCUAUUGCAUCAGCCCAGCUGUGUUACCAUGGACAUCGACAAGCUGUCAGAUUCAUCAUUGCUGCACCUGGUUGUUUGAUCACCUGCCCAGGCAGCAGCACUGUCACUACCUCUCAGCUUAUCCUCAGUGGAGGAGAGGGCUACAUCAACUUCCGCAUUGGAGACGAUGCAAAUGAUGGAUCGGCUGAGUUGUCCCAAGCUACACCUCAGCGGUCUGAACGCAGUCACAUGAUCAUCUGGCAGAAUCCCACCCCUCCUUUGCCCAGCCCUGCCCUCUGAUAUUGAUCAUCUCCCAGAUCUGCCCUUUUGGAAUAAAAUGAAGAUGCAGCAGAUAUAGACUGCUGAGACGGCACUGGCAAUAUUGCUUUCAUGGAAGUGAAUCAACCACCUUCUCAAUGUGACAGCAAUAAAAGUAUCCUCUAAAAGAUGUAUAUGAUAUAAACUGUUUCAUUCUUGUUUACCUCAUUCAUUUUGUACAUCUAUCUUUUGACUGGAUUCAUCCAAAAGGAUGAUGCUGCCUUAUUGUGUGCCUUCAUCUGACAUAAUAUCGUUAUUGUGGAAUUUGUCAAUGAGUCAACUGUUAAGAUCUUAUCCUCUGUCCUUUGUCCUUCCUCCUGCAUGGUUAUAGCCAAUUUCUUCCUUUGCACUAACAGUGCAUUGAGUUUCACUGACCCUUGUUGCUACUCGCACAGUGAUCCUUCACAUCCCUCCUCCAUUAGGGGGGCAACAUUUGUUAUAAAUAUUUUUAUCAUAAAGUUUAACUUAAUAAUGUGGCUGCUCUUUAAGCAGCUGUCUUCAUACUUGUUGUUAACUGUGAACUGGAAGCAGGCAUAUAUCUUCUCUCAACAUAAAGACAAUCAGACACUUUUUAUCUCCUGUUGCUGCAUUGAGAUUGAUAACUUCUUUUCAUCACUGUUUUUGUUCGCUUUCUUUUUCUUGCAUUUUCUGUUGUGAGUAUUAACUCAAAUUCAACCCUUUCAUAUUGCACGUGGUGUAAUUACAAAUAACUGCACAUUUUAAAUGUGUGUCUGUAUAUGAAUAUGUGUGAUAUCCCAUCUUCUUAAAGAACAAUUGCAGUGUUUGUCCUGAGAAAUUAUUUAUUUGUCUUUGCUUGAUGUCUUUCUGUGGAUGUCAUGAAAUGCUUUGAGUGUCUUAAUUUCUUUAAUGUUUUAUUUUGAUUUCAGGAUAUUUUGUAAAAUAAGGGAGAUAAUGUCUUUCAAGUGUCCUAUGCAGUAUUUAUAUGCAAUUACAAGUGCACAUUAUGUCGUUAAAGCUUCUCCUUAUUCUUCUUGCAAAUACAAGAAAGACCUGAGAACUGGUUCUGACUCAACCUUGUGCAAACUUGAUUACUGUCAUUAAAAAUAUCUUGAAUGAUU
This is a messenger RNA of Thunnus maccoyii (southern bluefin tuna), 4542 nucleotides long. Its product is annotated as C-Jun-amino-terminal kinase-interacting protein 4. Gene Ontology annotation, molecular function: JUN kinase binding; signaling receptor complex adaptor activity; MAP kinase scaffold activity. The record is from RefSeq and is a predicted model, not a curated record. Lineage: Eukaryota; Metazoa; Chordata; Actinopteri; Scombriformes; Scombridae. Gene Ontology annotation, cellular component: cytoplasm. Bases 449 to 3445 code for a protein of 998 amino acids. Gene Ontology annotation, biological process: vesicle-mediated transport. The transcript is spliced from 28 exons.